This is a messenger RNA of Ophidiomyces ophidiicola, 2679 nucleotides long. RefSeq lists its product as uncharacterized. The transcript is spliced from 4 exons. NCBI's taxonomy places the organism in Eukaryota, Fungi, Ascomycota, Eurotiomycetes, Onygenales, Onygenaceae. The coding region runs from base 1 to 2679 and encodes 892 amino acids. The record is from RefSeq and is a predicted model, not a curated record.
AUGGCGCCGCCACCUGAACAUACUCACCGGCCUCGAUCACUCAAAAUCGAUCGCAAUGAGGCUUCUAGCCGGCAGCCGACGGAUUCUAUGGUCACUGUUCCUCUCUCGGACCUCCAGCCCUGCUCUAGCAUAAGUGAUUCCUUGGAUGAUAUUUCGGACCGUCCUCGAACGUCCGCAGUUAGCUCUCAUCAGGAGACCCUGGCUAUCACAAACGUGUUGACAUUGGAUGAUGAAAUUGGCCCCAGCGAUAUAUCCGUGGUGUCCCCAACAAGGACAUCAGCCAUGUCAGCAGUGCCAGGUGAUGCUGACUCUGUGGACUGGGUGGAAUUGGAGAAAACUGAAGAACUAGAAUCCAAGUCAGGCCCAACGGACGAUGCUUCAACUGCCUUACUGUUGGCAAGGUUGGAACAGGAGAAUAUUGCACUGGCAACCGAUCCAAAAUCAGCAUCACCUAGCAACUCCAGUAAUCGACGUACCUCAAGACCACCGUCGAUCCAACAACUUAAGGACCUGGUGGCUAAUCCUCGCUCCUCUCUGAGAUAUUCGCUACUGCCAACCCCUCAAAUGACUGAGCUGGAAUUUUGGGCCGCCCUUGUUGCAGACUAUCCCCGCACGGCUCAGAGGCUUCCAACGUUGACAUCCAACAAGAUUCGAAGCGGGAUUCCUCCUCCACUUCGGGGAGUUGUUUGGCCCAGUAUUGCCGGCGCGAGAGAUGCAGAUCUUCAAGAAGAGUUUGAGCGGUUGAGCGGUGAAUCAAGCCCGUAUGAGGGCCUCAUUGGUAAGGAUAUCGGCAGAAGCUUUCCGAACGUAGAGAUGUUCAGGGACCCAAAUGGAGAAGGACAGCAGAUGUUGGCUAAGGUUUUGAAGUGCUUCAGCCUUCAUGAUACAAAGAUUGGCUACUGUCAAGGCCUUGGAUUUGUUGUGGGCCCCCUUCUGAUGCAUAUGAGCGAGGAGGAGGCGUUUUGUGUCCUUGUCAGAUUAAUGGACCAUUACGAUCUACGAUCGUGCUUCCUUCCCACUCUAUCUGGCCUUCAUUUACGUAUAUAUCAGUUUCAAGCUCUUCUCUGCCGACAUCUGCCAGAUUUGCACGCCCACCUGGACUCCCUGAGUGUUGAACCAAUUUAUGUUUCACAGUGGUUUCUGUCCUUUUUUGCUGUGACCUGCCCUCUUCCAAUGCUACUUCGGAUCUACGACGUUCUACUUCUCGAAGGUGCAUGCGAGACCCUGAUGCGUGUGGCUCUUUCAUUGAUGCAACGAAAUAAGAAGAGGCUCCUAUCAUGUCGUGAAUUCGAAGAUGUCAUGCAACUUCUGCUAUCAAGAAGUAUUUGGGACCCGUAUUGCUGUAACGCCGACGAUCUCGUCAACGAUUUUGUAUCGUUUACCUCUCUAGUAACACGGGAAAGCCUGCAACUACUUGAAAGUAACUAUCAGGAUCUUCAGGGAAGCUCAUCCAGCAUCCAUCUUCCCCAGCUUCAAGCAGUCGCUUCUCGAUUCUUAGGCCGACUUUGGUCUGGAUCAAAUUCGCACGGCUCUUCGAAAUCCCUCACUUUGAAUCCUGGGGCGCCGUUUAGCCCAUCAAUUGUUCGCCGUACUCCUUCAAAACAAAGUAUGGCCUCAACUCUGAACUCAUUCGAGUCAGCUUCAGAUGCCAGUACUGCCCCAACAGAUGUUUCAUCCGACGGCUAUAAACGGAAAAUAAAGCCAAAUCUCCCAAACAUAGACAAGGAUCUACAUACGCAAAUUGAGGAUCUUUUGAUUGCCUUGACUGAUAUGCAACGCGAGCAUGCAACUCUGGCAAAGCAACUACAAAGAGAGCGUGAAGAGCGUGAGGAAGACCAACAACUUGCCAGAUUACUUCUCGGAUAUGUCAAGAAGCAGCCAAACGAUGAUGAUACUACUGAGCUGAUUGCGAGAGCAAACGAUCGUAUCAAUACAUUUGAUCCCCCCAGGACCUCAUUACAGCCAAGCAAACAACAACUUCGAGAUGAGAUCGUCAUGUGGAAAGACAAGUUUGAGAUCGAGCUUGCUAGGUGCCAGGAUCUUGGCCGUCUUAUUGAUGACCAUGAACAUGAAAAUGGGCAACUAAAGGACCAACUUCGCGAAACCAGGAGCCGCGUUCAAGAUACGCACAGAGACAAGCAACGGCUUGAACGCAUAAUCCAGGAACUCCGAUGCCGCAAACAGCCAUCUUCUCCCGACGGCCCGAUCGCUAACAACGCUGCCGAUGACAGAUGCUCCUCGAGUGGCCUUCGUGAAUUCAAGCUUGGGAAAAAUGCAACAUCACCCAAGGCCACCACUUUUUCCAAGCGCACAAGCUCGCUUGGUGCUCCCGCGUUGUUUUUUCCGCCAGAGAACUCGGGGGAAGACUCCCUUCUCACAGAGCUUGUCAAUGCAAAAACGUCAGAGGCUCUUGCCCGCCAGGAGCUUGACGAGGUGAAGUCCAAGCUGGAAAGUCUCCGGAAGCUAGUUUCUAGGGCAGGUACGGGGUCUCCUGUAGCCAUACUAGGGACACCUCCAACAGAACAUAUCCAUUUAUCAGCAGCAUGGGGAACGUUUUCGUCACCACCUAGGGCGGCGCCAACCGCCAAUUCCGCCAGUAAUGGUGCUGGAGGUUUCUUCAGCGGAUGGGCUAAGAGAAAACUGUCAUCUGGAAAUAUAUCAAUCUCAGAGUCGAAAUAA